Molecule: messenger RNA, 1359 nt
Organism: Alternaria arbusti
Lineage: Eukaryota; Fungi; Ascomycota; Dothideomycetes; Pleosporales; Pleosporaceae
Exons: 5
Coding region: 1-1359 (452 amino acids)
Molecular function (GO): iron ion binding; monooxygenase activity; heme binding
Source: RefSeq, a predicted model, not a curated record
AUGGCUUCGUUCGCCUACGCAUUCUUGCUGGCAAUAGGGCAGCGUAUCUUCUACAUCGACUCCCUCCACGAGCAAUAUGGACCCAUUGUACGACUAUCACCUAAUGAGGUUGCCGUUGCCGACUUGGAUGCCUUCAAAGAGAUCCACAAGAUUGGCACCAAGUACAUGAAAAGCGAAUGGUACCUCCGCCUUGCGAACUUCCCCAAGGCCGGUGUGUUCACCAUGCUUGAUCCACGCGAGCAUGGACCGCGAAGGAAGCUGUUAUCCAGGUCAUUCAGCAGGACUUACCUUGUCGAGCAUUGGGAGUCUGUCGUCAGAGACAAAGCGCUCAUGGCUGUUACAAAGAUCAAGGCGGAUGCUACGCAAGCGACAGCCGACGUGUACAACUGGUGGAUGCUUCUUGCCUCGGACGUUAGCGCCCACCUCGCAUUUGGCGACUCAUUCAACAUGCUGGAAUCGGGAGAGCAAAACCAAUUCAUGCGCGUGCUGAAAAAGCUCACCAUGGGAGCUGGCAUCAUGGUCGAAAUGCCAUUCCUCCGCCUCCUGCGCUUCGUACCAGUCCCAGCAAUCCAAGAGAUGUUCAACGCAAACGAGUUCAUCCUCGCCGGCGCAGGCAAAGCCGUCGAAACAGCACGCUCACGCACCGGCGAAAACAACAUCUUCGCAAAGGUCAUCGAGGACUGCGAGAAAGAAGGUGAGGGCCACAUUGACGACAUGGACGUCAGAAUCGAAGCCAUGAACGUCAUCAUUGCAGGCACCGAUACGACGGGAGUAACCCUGACGUACCUCACAUGGGCGGUGCUCCAACGACCGGAGCUGCAAGCGGCGCUCGAGGCUGAGACCGCGGCGCUAGCGCAUGACUUCACUGAAAACGAUCUCAUCAAACUUCCGCUGCUCAACGCAGUUAUCGAAGAGACGCUCCGGCUCUACGGUGCGGCGCCAAGUAGUCUGCCGAGAGUGGUACCGCAAGGUGGUACCAAGUUCGCUGGCCACUACAUCCCACAGGGCGUCACGGUCGAUACGCAAGCCUACACUUUGCAUCGCGACCCCAAGAUCUGGAGCGACCCUCUGACUUUCAACCCACAACGCUGGAUCGCCACCGACAAGGAAAUGGUGCCUGAAGCUCAGUCGCCUGGGGCGAAGCUCGCUUUCCAUCCUUUCGGCGCCGGCGCCCGCUCGUGUAUCGGUAUUCAUCUCGCGCGCAUGGAACUGCGGUAUGCGACUGCGUUUUUCUUCCGCGAGUGCCGUGGUAUCCGUUUGGCGCCCAGCACGACGCCUGAGAGUAUGGAGUUUGAGAACUUCUUCCUCAUUGCGCCGAAGGCGCAUCGUUGUGAGAUCACGUAUAAGCGGGGGCAAUAG